This is a messenger RNA of Chaetomium globosum CBS 148.51, 1368 nucleotides long. RefSeq lists its product as uncharacterized. The transcript has 2 exons. Bases 1 to 1368 code for a protein of 455 amino acids. The record is from RefSeq and is a predicted model, not a curated record. Lineage: Eukaryota; Fungi; Ascomycota; Sordariomycetes; Sordariales; Chaetomiaceae.
AUGACACCUCCAUCUCCCGGCUAUGGCGACGCGGCCAAGGCGGCACACCUCAUCAAGGCUGCGAAGGAAUUAUUGCUCGGUGCCGGAAUCGAAGACUUCGUGGCCCUUGUCAAUGAGAACACUCGACUAAAGGAUGAGAAGAAGACACUUGAAAUAGACGUCAACAGUCGAGAUCGAAAGAUCGCAGAACUAAACCACAAAAUGGACGUUGCAAAAAGCCAGCUAACACGGCGUGACAGACGCUCGAAGCUCAACAAGAUAUUCUUGUCAGCCAGGGACAUGGCUGAAACCUAUUUCGGGGACAUGCCGCCCCAACUCCGGUCCAACUCCGCCCUCUGGGACAACCUGAAAAGACACCCGGCUUUCAGGAAGGAUAUCCCAAUUCCUCUGUCCGGCACUCUCGUGGCCAAAGAAAUGCGAAUGGCUGCCUUCCUCGCCUUUGUCGCGCACGAAAUGCGGCACAAUAUCUUCCAACCCACGUACCUGUUGCCGGACGUGGGCCUUGCCAGAAUUCUCGAUAACUUGGGCGACAAGGACUCAGAUCGCGAGGCUCACUUUCGUUCCGUGCUAGUACGCUUAGCUGAUCUCAGUCCCAGCAAUACCAACGCUGUCAUCGUCUCCCAUAUCAAUGUCGUGAUGGCCAGCGUCGCCGAAUACGUGCACGAUCUGAUCCCAGAAAAGUCCCAACCAAGCUUCGACGUCAAGUUUCGAAACCUCUGCACCGAGGCCGCCGAGCAAUGGAAGUUUAUCCAAAGGCUCGACGGCAAAAUCGAAUUUGAUGUCUCUCCCGACGUAGCCAACCCCCUCUACAACCCCACCUCCACCACCAACUCCGAACCCGGACCCUCCAACAACAGCAACAACACCACCACCAACACCAACAACGCCAAAUCCCGCCCCAACCCCAACAACAAAAAGUCCUCCAACCCCACCCCCGCCACCACCGCCACCACCACCACCACCACAACGGACCGGGACACCCCCAACCUCCUCACCGACGCCGUCGUAAUCUGGCCCGCCUUCUACAACCAAAGCACCGACGAGCAAGAGACCCUCAUGCCCGGCUUCCUGCUCACCGCCGGCCAGGUCGCCGUCGCCAAGGCCGAGGAAAAGAAGACCCAGCUACAGCAGCAGGGCCAGCAGGCGACGACGAGCCAGCGCCGCGCGCAGCGCCAGCAGACGCGCUCGUCGAGGGCGGUGUCUAUGUCGGCGGGGGUGGGGUCGGGUGCUGCGGGUGUGUUGGGGCUGGGGGGGUUGGGAUUGGAGGGUGGUGGUGGUGGGGUGCUGGCGGCGCAGAGUGCGGUGUCUGGUGGUUCGGGGUCGGGGACGGGGUCUUUUUUAUCGCAGGCGUCUGGGGGUGUGUUGUAA